UGUUUUGUGAAAAUCUAUGAUUUAGCUGGAAUGGCUAGUCAGUGACCUGGCUCGGAAGAUGGAAAGUUUGACCGUGAUGUUGACGUGGCGCCGCCGUUUUUUAUUUAUCGUUUUGGUUGAUCUCGUUGUAGUAUUUUAUUUAUUUAUUUAUUUUGUUUGUUUUGUUUUGUAUGGACUGUGGUUGUUGCUGGGGAAGGUAGAUUGUCUACUCUUUUGUUUGGACAAUCUUUUCAUCUUCUUUUAUUUGUGAGAUCACGGUUAAAAUACGUUAAUAUUUUAUAUUUUUAUUGUUUUUUAUCUUAUUAUCUUAUAAAAAAAUUAAUAUAAAAUGUUAACAUGGUUUAACUGUGAUAGCAUAAAAUAAGAAGAAAUGAGAAUGUCAUCCAAAUGAGGGCAGAUAAUCUGCCUCCGUUGCUGGGUGUAUAGAAUUGUCAGAUACUAUGAAGGAUUGUCAAAUUAAUAUGAAACCGGUUGAUGAAUAUCGUGCAGAUUUUGGAGGAUUUCCUAGAAAUUAAUAAAUAUUUUUUAUAUUAUUGUUUUGCAAUUUUGCUAAAUACAAAUUAAUUUUAUUAUUAGAGGACAAGACUACCCUUCCUGGCAUUGUAAUUUAGUGUCAACUUGCUUGCUAAGAAAAAUAAAUAAAUAAUGUCGCUUUUCUAAAAUUAGCCCUGGUUUGGGAUUAGUGAUUUAAAAAAAAAUGGAUAUCAAAAAAAAUUGGGGGAGUUUUUGAUAUUUGGUAAACUCUCUAAAUCAACUUUAUUUCAAAGUUUUGGAUGAAAAUAAGCUCAAAUCCUAAAGCUGCAAAUAGCAGCUUCCAAAAACCAGCUUAUUGAAAAACACGGAUGAACAGUAGAUUCUUUAAUGAAUUUUUCAAUAACCCCAAAAUUGCCCUCCUUUCCUCACACUUUCAGCAUCCCUCUCGCAUUCAGCAUGCUCUUGCAAAGCCCGAACCAGAAAGCUUCAAUCCUAGCUAUCUCUCUCGUUCUCCAGGUAGCGUUCUCCGGCUCUCGUCCGUCCUCUGCUCCUCCUUCUUCAACCUCAGGUUUCAACCCUGGUUUUUGGGGAAUGUUCGUGUCUCAAGGCUCGCGCUGUGGAUCGCUCAGCCACCCCAUUUCUAGAGAGAGAGAGAGAACGACGGAGAGAGGACUCGGAUACUGACUGGCUGUGAGAGAAAUAGAGGGAAAAGGAAGGCGGAGGGGGAGAAAAACGACUCGUUUCAAGGAAAUAAAUAAAAUUUGGGCCUUGCUUGUAUAUAGCCCAAAAACUUCAAACCAAACAUAAGGGUAGCCCAUUGAUUUUUCCAGAAGCUUUUCCGCAGCGAUUAUGUUAUGCAUAUGAAUGGUGUAAUGUUUAAUUAAUAUUCUCAUUGCGUAUGAUUA
Pyrus x bretschneideri (Chinese white pear) is the source of this 1379-nucleotide messenger RNA. RefSeq lists its product as uncharacterized. The transcript is spliced from 3 exons. Lineage: Eukaryota; Viridiplantae; Streptophyta; Magnoliopsida; Rosales; Rosaceae. The record is from RefSeq and is a predicted model, not a curated record. Bases 843 to 1118 code for a protein of 91 amino acids.